AUGUCUUUGACACAAUCAGCAAAACUGCAUAUAAUUCACCAGAGUAUCGGAAAAAUAACCACAAGAUUAUAUGACACUUCACCAUUUCACGGGGACUCGCAUUGUAAACAACGUAGAGUUAAAGACAAUUGUAUUCAAUUCAAUAUGAAUAUAUCCAAUGUUCUCAAAUGCUACUCGGAAAUUGAAUCAUUCUCGAUAAACCAGAGAAUACGAAGAUCGAUCUCUCUAUUCCUCUCGAUUCUCCGUUCUUUCUAUUCCAUGAGGAUGAGGCUUUUGGAUCUGUUCAUAACCUCAUCGAUACCAGUUGCGAAGAUUCUGUUGAUAACAGGAAUUGGAUUUUACUUGGCUCUUGAUCAAGUUAACAUUCUCAAUCACGAUGCAAGAAAACAACUCAACAAUAUAGUUUUCUAUGUGUUUAGUCCUUCUCUUGUUGCAAGCAGUUUAUCUGAGACUAUUACAUACGAAAGCAUGGUGAAAAUGUGGUUCAUGCCACUUAAUGUUUUGCUAACAUUCAUCAUUGGUUCGUUUUUGGGUUGGAUUGUUAUCAAAAUCACUAAACCUCCUUCGCAUCUCCGUGGCAUCAUCGUUGGUUGUUGUGCUGCUGGGAAUUUGGGGAAUAUGCCACUCAUUAUCAUCCCAGCUAUAUGUAAUGAAAAGGGAAGUCCUUUUGGAGAUCCUGAGUCUUGUGAGAAAUUUGGACUUGGUUAUAUUGCACUCUCUAUGGCGAUUGGAGCCAUUUACAUAUGGACUUAUGUAUACAAUCUUAUGCGGAUGCUAGCAAAUCCUGCUGGAGAAACCGCAAUAAACAGUACCUCGUCUACAAUGCCACUGAUUUCUCCCAAAGUCGAAGUUGCGGAACAGGUUGGGACUUGGGGCAAGGUCAAACAAAGAGUGUGCUCUGUAGCAGAGAAAAUCAAUCUACGAACAAUAUUUGCUCCUUCAACUAUUGCAGCGCUUAUCGCGCUUGCGGUUGGGUUAAAUCCUUUACUACGGAAGCUACUAGUCGGUAACACAGCUCCACUUCGAGUGAUUGAGGACUCAGUAUCUCUAUUGGGGGACGGGGCGAUUCCUGUUCUGACUCUGAUUGUUGGAGGAAACCUUCUCAAUGGUCUGAGAGGUUCAGGAAUAAACAAGUCAGUCAUAAUGGGUGUGGUGGUUGUGCGUUACUUGUUGCUGCCAAUAUUAGGAGUUUUCAUAGUACGAGGAGCGCAUUACUUGGGUUUGGUUACAUCCGAACCGCUUUACCAGUUUGUUCUUCUGCUUCAGUAUGUCGUUCCCCCAGCGAUGAAUCUUGGUACAAUCACUCAACUAUUCGGAUCAGGAGAAAGUGAAUGCUCUGUGAUUCUAUUCUGGAGUUAUGCCUUGGCUUCAGUUUCUCUCACUGUCUGGCCAACAUUCUUCAUGUGGCUCGUAGCCUGAACAUCCACACACACACACUUACACAAAUGGGAAACAGUUGCAAAUCUUGCUACUUUGAAAUAUUAGAGAAACU
This is a messenger RNA of Arabidopsis thaliana (thale cress), 1492 nucleotides long. Its product is annotated as Auxin efflux carrier family protein. NCBI's taxonomy places the organism in Eukaryota, Viridiplantae, Streptophyta, Magnoliopsida, Brassicales, Brassicaceae. The coding region runs from base 1 to 1419 and encodes 472 amino acids. The record is from RefSeq and is marked reviewed. Gene Ontology annotation, cellular component: membrane; endoplasmic reticulum membrane. Gene Ontology annotation, biological process: transmembrane transport; endoplasmic reticulum to cytosol auxin transport. The transcript has 12 exons.